Messenger RNA from Zootermopsis nevadensis, 469 nucleotides. Its product is annotated as locustin-like. The record is from RefSeq and is a predicted model, not a curated record. NCBI's taxonomy places the organism in Eukaryota, Metazoa, Arthropoda, Insecta, Blattodea, Termopsidae.
GUUAUCGAAGUUUAAGUGAGCGACGUCGAGAAACAUCCGACACAGCACCAUGGCAAUCGUGAGAGCAUGUAUCCUUCUUGUCUUUAUUGGAAUGGCAGUGAUGCCAACUGCUCUGGGAGACAGAUGUGACGCUUGUCCUCAGUGCAUAAUCUUCAGCCCGAUCUGCGCUACGUAUUAUACGAAGUUUGCUACAAAUAAUAGAAGGGGAUUCCUCAGCGAAUGUCACAUGCAUUGCUACAACAAGUGUCACGGAACAAAGUAUUUCAAACUCUACAGUGGAUCGAAAUGCAUUUAAGAAAUGCAGAUGUGACCACAGGUCCGGAAGAAGUGGUUUACCGAAACGUCCCGUUUACGACGAGACCGCUAAGACUGGAAGUGGCCUCUUCCUACCUCUUACGCAGUCUAUACACAGAAGGAUGCAUGAUGCGUUUUGUAUUAAGUUUUAAAUAUACAAUCUAUUUCCACUUUA